Molecule: messenger RNA, 435 nt
Organism: Fusarium musae
Lineage: Eukaryota; Fungi; Ascomycota; Sordariomycetes; Hypocreales; Nectriaceae
Exons: 1
Coding region: 1-435 (144 amino acids)
Source: RefSeq, a predicted model, not a curated record
AUGUCUUUUGACUGCGGCUUCGACAUCUUCCCCAUCCUCUGCCCAACCCCCGAGAACAAAAUGAGGUACGCCGAAUUCCUCGACGACCUAACAACCGUCUACAAGACCGACGAAGAAGCCCGUCUCCUCAUCCUCCCCUCCGACGCCGACUUCCCCAAGUUUUUCGACAAGCGCUUCGUCCACUUCGCGCUCACCAACAACCCGCGCAUCCCCGCCGACCCCAACAACUGCGACCUGUUCUACAGCCUGCGCAGCACGAGCGUCUUCGACGCCGCCGUCAUCGACACCGUCAAGGAGAUCUUCGUCAUCGCGCAGCACCAUUUUGGAAGCCGCGUGCACUUCUGGACCGAUGAGAGCGUCAUCUACACGAAGGGAGAGGUCCUCCGCUCGGAGUGGGAGGUCUCCAAGAGAGAGGAUGUCUCGGACUCGAAGUGA